AUGGCUAAACUGUUCUGUCUCCUUGAAACAAAGGUCAAGGCACCAAAAAUGGGUGACUUGUACCUCAGUAUUUGUCCAGGGUGGAAUUUCACUACCAACCUUAGCUGUUCCUCUGUAGGUAGAAUAAUCCUGGCUUGGGAUCCUUCUACUUUUGAUGUAGACAUAGUGUCUAUGAGUAGCCAACACAUUCAUAGUGUGAUCAAACCAAAAAGCACUGGUGUCAGUUUUCAGAGCACCUUCAUCUAUGGGAUGAAUGGGAAAAAUGAGAGAUUGCCCCUCUGGAAUUCUCUCUCUCACAUUGCUGAUAACUGCAGUCAGCCAUGGGUUAUUAUGGGAGACUUUAAUGCUUUAAUGGAGAUUGAAGAUAGAAUUGGUCGCCCUGUUAGGCUUGGAGAUAUUCAGGCCAUGAGGAAUUGUAUGUUCCACUGCAACCUCACCACCAUUAAGACAGUUGGAAGAAAAUACACUUGGAACAAUAAGAAAGAAGGGGAGGCAAGAGUCUUUUCAAGAAUUGAUAGAGUUUUGGCCAAUGCUAGCUGGUUGGACCUUUUCCCUACUGCAGAAGCAAACUACCUCCCUGAAGGUGAGUUUGAUCAUAGCCCUAUGCUGCUUUGCUUUCACAAAAAUGAUAAAUUAAAGAGGCCUUUCAGAUUCUUUAAUAUGUGGGCUAAUGCUGAGAACUUUAUGGAAAUUGUACAAACCAACUGGGAGAAACCUGUGUUUGGAUGUACCAUGUACAGAAUUUUACAGAGACUCAAGUGGUUAAAGACAGACCUGAAACAAAUGAACAAGGAGGGUGUUAGUAAUGUUGAAGCUGAAAACACCAGACUCUACUCUAACUUACUACAAAUCCAAGCUAGAUUACAUGCCACCCCAAAUGAUGGAAGCUUGGCUGAUGCUGAAAAGUUAGCUGCAACAGAUUAUAAACAGGCUCACAAUGCCUAUAUUUCCUAUCCCCAUCAGACAGCCAAGAUUAAUUGGCUGGUUCAGGGGGAUGAGAACACUAGAUUUUUUCACCAGAGUAUCAAGCAGAGAAGAAGACACAAUACAAUUCACUCAAUUCAAAACAUGCAAGGUGACAGGGUUACAACAAUAGAAGGGGUGAAAGAUGCCUUCACUCGGUUCUAG
Messenger RNA from Spinacia oleracea (spinach), 1128 nucleotides. RefSeq lists its product as uncharacterized. The record is from RefSeq and is a predicted model, not a curated record. The coding region runs from base 1 to 1128 and encodes 375 amino acids. NCBI's taxonomy places the organism in Eukaryota, Viridiplantae, Streptophyta, Magnoliopsida, Caryophyllales, Amaranthaceae. The transcript has a single exon.